UGUUGAGUGCCAAUUUGAGUGAUGUAAGGAUUGUGUGAAUCCAUGGCAUGGGUGGAAUAGGCAAGACCACUAUAGCCAAGGUCAUCUACAACCAACUCUCCCAACAUUUUCAAUCCUGUUGCUUCCUUUCAUAUGUUAGAGAAACAGCAGAACGACAUGGUCUUGUUCAUUUGCAAAAGCAACUUAAUUAGUACUGGGGAUGAAGGAAUCAAAGAUAGAUUUUUUGGGAAUAAAAUUCUUCUUGUCGUUGAUGAUGCUGAUCACAACAAUCAUCUUCAAGCACUUUCACUUGUCGGAAAGUGUGAUUGGUUUGGCUCAGGAAGUAGGAUAAUUGUCACAACUAGAAAUAAAGGAAUUCUAAAUCUGGCUGGGAUAGAUUGGACUUGUGAACCAAAGGCAUUGGAUUCUAUUCAAUCUCUUCGACUUUUCAGCAGGCAUGUUUUUAGAAGGGACCAUCCCCUAGAAGACUAUGAGAGUCUCUCUAGGGAUGUUGUUUCCACUACCGGAGGGUUGCCUUUGGCUCUUGAGAUUAUUGGUUCUCUUUUAUCUGGCAAGGGAAAAGCAGUGUGGAAUGAGACAUUGAAUAAGUUGAAGAGAAUACUGGAUGGAGAAGUGCAGAAAAAGCUGAGAAUUAGUUACGAAGCAUUAGAAUAUGAACAACAACAGAUAUUUCUUGAUAUUGCAUGUCUUUUCAUUGGAGUGGAUAAAAGAAUUGCUUUCCACAUGUGGGAUGCCUGCGAAUUUUAUCCGGAAAAUGGGAUUGAAGUUCUUCGUCUCAUGUCCUUAGUGAAAAUUGGAGAUAGCAAUGAGCUAAGGAUGCAUGAUCAGCUUAGAGACCCUUGGCAGGGAUAUUGUCCGUCAAGAAAAUUUCAAGGAGCCGGGGGAGCGUAGUAGGGUGUGGUUGCAUGAUGAAGCCUUCGACAUAUUGGAGACUCAUACAGGAACAAAAAAGGUUGAAGCUAUCUGUAUUAACUUUGAAUCAGAGUCGCCGGCAUGUUCUCUUACAAGUGAAGAAUUUGCAAACCUAUCUAAUCUAAAGUUCCUUCAAAUGGACUUUACAAAGCUGGAUGGAGAUUUUAAAGGUCGUCUUUUAAAGUUAAGAUGGCUUCGCUGGAACGGAUGCCUUCGAAUUUUUAGACCAACCAAUUUUCAUCUAAAGAAUCUGGUCAUUCUUGAUUUAUCACGGAGCGAGGUCACAGAAGCCUGGGAGAUUUGGAAUUAUAUCAAGAUUGCAAGAAAGUUGAAAGUUAUAAAUCUCACAGGUUGCAAAUCCAUAGUUCGAACUCCUGACUUCUCUGCACAUGUAACUUUAGAAAGAUUGAUUCUUCGCGGGUGUUCAAAGUUAAAAGAGAUUCAAGGGCUUGGAAGAUUAGAACUCCUAAUGGAUUUGGAUUUAUCUGAGUGUGAAUCACUAGUUAGGCGGUUACCCAAUAUUUCCAGCGCCUACGAGAAGUUUAAGGUAUCAUGUAGUUUGGAAUGAAAAUAUCUGAAUGAAAUUGGGCGCCUUGAUGGAUUGGAAUCCUAUGAAUGUAUGUAUUCCUUUGGGUGCUAUUCCUUGGAAAGAUUGUCUGACUUAUUGAAAUCCUUGAGGAAGCUGGACUUGUCAUGUUGCAUAGCCUUGGAGAGACCUGAUCUGUUGGGACUUACAAAUUUAGAGGAAUAGCACCUUUGCAGGUGUAAAAAAAUUUAAGGAGAUUAGGGGACUUGAGGAACUGAAACUCUUUCUGGACUUGUCAUGGUGCAAGGCGUUGGAGAGGUACCUGAUAUGUCGAGACUAACAAAUUUAGAAUUCUUGGACAUUCAUGCAUGCAAUUCACUAAGAAAAUUACCAGACA
Molecule: messenger RNA, 1835 nt
Organism: Cornus florida
Lineage: Eukaryota; Viridiplantae; Streptophyta; Magnoliopsida; Cornales; Cornaceae
Product: disease resistance protein RPS6-like
Exons: 3
Coding region: 821-1480 (219 amino acids)
Biological process (GO): defense response
Source: RefSeq, a predicted model, not a curated record